AUGUCAUUUCCAUAGCGAGUGCUGAAAGAGAGUGGAUAAAUUGAGGCAGGUGAGAGUGGACACGAGACACAGAGAAGGAGCUCGACAGGCAUCGGCACAGCCCACCUGCGUUCAGCUCCACUUUUAACAGACUCCUAAAAAGAGGACAUUGCAUUAUCAAGAGGAUUGCUGACAGCUCCAGAGCUGAUAAUGCAUUUGUGUCCUUAGGGAGGCGAAGUGAUGAGAAGAUAAAAGAGGAAUCACUGGAACAGGGAUAACACUAAAGCUCAAGUCAUCAGAACAGGCCCAGUGGAGCGAUGACUUUUAGAGAGCCUUAGUGCGCUGAAAGGGUUUCUGAAGGACAGUGCUGCUGACGUUGGCAGAAACAAGGACAACAAAGCAGUCUGUGUCUUACCAACAUUUGAAUCUGCACAAGGAAGAAGGUGGAAGACCAUACUCCGGUGAGAUGGAGCCGAGCCCAGUGGUGUGGCACACCCAGGGGGUCCUGCUGGAAACUGACCUGGAGAAGGUGAGCUCUCAUCCCGAGUGCUCCAUCUGCUUCAACACCUAUGACAAUGUCUUCAAAACGCCAAAACAGCUGGACUGCACUCACACCUUCUGCCUUGAGUGCCUUUCCCGCAUCAUGGCUACCUCCUUGGACCCUCAAAACUCUAAAAUCUCCUGUCCCUUCUGCCGCCACCCCACUACUAUCCCAAAAAGGGGGCCUCCAGCUUUGACCACCAGCCAGGAGGUGCUGUGUCGCCUGCCCGCCAACCAGCAGCAGGAAGAGCCCGUAUGGCUGGACGGGGAGAUGUUGUGCUACCAGCGGCCAAAAGACAUGCCAGGCCUGCCAGCGUUCUGCAUCUGCGUCGAUAUUGGGGCCAGUGGGCAAAGUGGCAUAUCUUCUUCAUCCCAAACUCGACCACGACUUGGGCUUCUGGAACGGUUGAUGGACUGGAAGCGUUUGCUGCUCUUUAUAUUCCUCAUGUUGUUGCUGCUGGGGAUCGUUUUGUGGCCCUUGCAGUGCAUCGUCACGACGGGCUCCGUGCGGUGUUCGUCCCAUAACCUGCAGAUGCCUACUACUACAGCUUCUACUGCCACACUCACAUUAGUAACAUAAGUGAGACAGACAUGUCUAGAUUGAUGUCGGACUUGCAAAACCAGGUUGAUUGGUGUCCGUUUACCUCCAUACGUCCUUGCCAAGCCUGUUGGGUGCUAAAGGAGUUACAACAAACAGCAAUGCUGCAGUAAAGACUGAGGAACUGCAUCAGUAUCAUUAUUAUAUCUUAUAGAACAUGUGAACGAGUGGCAAAGCUUAGCCAGUGCAUGACAAAACUGACUGAUGGCUAAAUGUCUGCCUACAUUGAU
Rhinichthys klamathensis goyatoka is the source of this 1347-nucleotide messenger RNA. RefSeq names its product RING finger protein 223. The coding region runs from base 446 to 1099 and encodes 217 amino acids. The record is from RefSeq and is a predicted model, not a curated record. Gene Ontology annotation, biological process: protein ubiquitination. The transcript is spliced from 3 exons. Lineage: Eukaryota; Metazoa; Chordata; Actinopteri; Cypriniformes; Leuciscidae. Gene Ontology annotation, molecular function: ubiquitin protein ligase activity.